Molecule: messenger RNA, 2633 nt
Organism: Closterium sp. NIES-67
Lineage: Eukaryota; Viridiplantae; Streptophyta; Zygnematophyceae; Desmidiales; Closteriaceae
Source: the annotation of a GenBank genome assembly
CGGGACGGCACAGAAUUCGAGCCCUGGUAGUGACGCAGCAGCACCAUCAAUAGCGAGCCUUGGUGACGCGUCCCCUCCAUGGCCACUCGCGAGCAUCACCUGCGUUGAGAGGGGACCCCUCCAUCUGCCCUCGCAUCCGUGUUGUGAGUUCUCAGGGGCGACUUGCCACCCGCCUAUCGCUCCCUCUCAGAGAGGCUCUCGCUUCGCCAGGGAAGACUUGCCACUAGCCAGUCGUGUGGUGUUGCGGAUUCUUCCUCUCCCGCUCCCGCCAUGGCCGCUCGCCCGUAUCUCCCGCCGCAGUCGCAGCGCCCGCCGCAGUUCUGGCGGCCGGGAGCGCCGCGGCCGGGCGAGUCGCUCGCGUCUCGGGCGUCGCUAGCGGUGGACGCGGACGGCGCGGAUGCUGACGUGUCAAUAGCCACGCUGGCCAGUCCCUUUGCGCAGAGCGGUCGCGAGAGGCUGCCAGUGUGCAAGCACAGGGAGGGGAUUUUAUACCUGGUGGAGACACAUGCAGUCACCGUGGUGGUUGGGGAGACGGGCAGUGGCAAGACCACCCAGAUACCGCAGUACCUUGUGGAAGCAGGGUGGGCGGCAGGAGGGCGGGUGGUGGCAUGCACCCAGCCCCGGCGAGUGGCGGCGCAGAUGGUGGCAGGUCGAGUCGCAGAGGAGAUGGGCGUGGCUCUCGGGGAGAGGGUGGGCUACAGCAUUCGCUUUGAAAACGUCACCAUGCAGGGCGUAACGCAGAUCAAGUUUCUCACAGAUGGGGUGCUUCUGAGGGAGAUGAUGGAAGACCCCUUGCUCUCCAGAUACAGUGUGAUUAUGGUGGACGAGGCGCAUGAGCGCAGCUUGGCAACGGAUAUUCUCCUUGGUCUUCUUAAGAAGGUGUUGAGGCGGCGACCCGACCUCCGACUAGUCAUCUCAUCUGCCACGCUGGCAGCUGAUGACGUGGCAGCCUUCUUUGACACCAGCCACGAGAAGCCCAAGGUGGUCCUUGCGAAUGCUCCCAGCCGCAAGCCGGCGAUCAUCUCAGUGGAAGGGAGGAGCCACCCCGUGCAGCUGCUGUAUUUGGAGGAGGCGACCUCGGACUACCUGCAGUCAGCGCUUGACACUGUACUCGCCAUCCACUGCCAGGAACCCCCUGGGGACAUACUUGUGUUUUUAACGGGGCAGGAGGAAGUGGAUACUCUGGUGCAGCUUAUAGCGGAGCACAGCAACAGCUACACUCCCUCGUCCGAGAAACUGAGGGACCUGCAGGCGUUUCCUCUGUAUGCUGGGCUGCCAGCUGGGGAUAUCGAGGCAGCGUUUGCCCCCACCCUCCGAGGGCGCAGGAAGGUGCUGGUGGCAACCAACAUUGCAGAGACGUCCCUAACCAUCGAGGGCAUUGUGUACGUGGUCGACUGUGGGUUUGUCAAGCAACGAUUCUUUGACCCUGUGUCCAACGUGGAUGCUCUGCUGCUGGUGCCCGUGUCACGGGCGUCAGCUCAGCAAAGAGCAGGCCGGGCGGGGAGAGUCAGGCCGGGGAAAUGCUACAGGCUUUACACGGAGCACAGCUACAUGACGGAUCUUGCCGCCCACACAAUCCCAGAGAUCCAGCGCUCAGAUCUCACAGCUACAGUGCUGCAGCUCAAGUCCCUCGGCAUUGACAACAUCAUGCGAUUUGACUGGCUCUCGCCGCCCGCGCCGGCCGCCAUGAUCCGCGCACUAGAGACGCUCUUUGCCGUCCGGGCGAUGGACAUGGACGGCAGACUGACCAAGCCAGUUGGAGUUCAGCUGGCAGAGCUCCCUCUGGACCCCCUCGUUGCCGUCAUGCUGCUUGUGUCCGCCAAUGCUCCUGGCACCAGUGCUGCUGGUGCUGCUGGCAGUGCGAGAGAGGGUGGCGGUGGUGUAAGUGGGAAGGAAGAGGAGGAGGAGGCGGAGGAGGAGGAGGGGGAGGGGGAAGAGGCGGAUGGCUGCUCGGAGGAGAUGUGCACCGUUGCUGCAUCGCUGUGCGUGCAGUCAGUGUGGGUGGGCAGCGGUGGCAGGCAGCGGGAGUCCGAUCGACUCAAGGAGAGAUUCGCGGCUGCAGAGGGCGACUUCGUGUCCUACCUCAACGUGUAUGAGGGCUUCAUUCGCAGCGGCCAGUCAUCCAAGUGGUGCCACGCCAAUGGCAUCAACUACCAGGCUAUGUUGCGGGUGGCCGACGUGCGAGGGCAGCUGCGGAGGGGGCUGAGGCGCCUGGGGCUGAAGCUACUGUCAUGCAGGGGUGACGUCAUGCUUGUCCAGCGGGCAGCAGCCGCAUCUCUCUUCGUCAACGCUGCUCAACUCAUGACCGAGGGUGACGGAUCAACGUACAAGUCUGUCCGGGGCAAUCUGCAUCUCAAGAUCCACCCAUCCUCCGUCCUCUUCAGAGUGGCGCCACAGUGGGUGGUUUAUCGCACUGCUUCACAAGCUGACUCGUUACUGUACAUGCGAGACGUUACUGUAGUUGAGAAAGAGUGGCUGUUAGACGCCGCACCACACUUAUUCACCAAGAGGCAGAUUGGCAUCCCCACAAGAACAUGAGCUUGAGAUCUGGCGUGAAGUGUUUUACGGUGUUGUGCUCCCUCGAUGGUGUAGCAGUCCUUGUACACUAGUGUAAAUACAUACCAUCACCAUAA